CCCCCCUGGAGGCCGGCGGUGCUGUGGGACCGGGUGACCCUGACCUGCCAGGGCUCGGGGACUGCCAGUGCCACCACCUGGUACAGAAACGGGCAGCGCUGGGGGCAGCAGGGACGCACUAAUGUCACUGUCACUAUGAAAGGCAUUUACCGCUGUGACAGACCUGGAACUGGGCUCAGCCCCCCUGUGAUUGUCUCAGAAGAUGAUCUGGUGCUGCAGGUGCCGGCGCGGGCGCUGCUGGAGGGGGACACGGUGACACUGCGCUGCCGGGGCUGGCGGAACAGCACGGUCACCUCGGUGUCCUUCUACCAGGAGGGGAAGGAACUGGGGGUGUUCCCCAAUGUCACUGAGCUGUCCCUGUCCCCUCUGCAGCUGAGUCACAGUGGCCACUACAGCUGCAGGGGCAAGGUGGGAUCCUGGGGGUUGAGGGAGUCACCACCAGUGACAGUGACAGUGCACGUGCCCGUGGCCAAUGCCACCAUCACCCCCUGUGCCCUGGACGUGACACCGCAGGACACAGGGACACACAGGGACACAGUGGCCGCAGGGGUCAGUGGGGCCCUUUUGUUCCUGCUCCUGCUCGUGGGUGUCAUUGUGGCCUGGAACUGGUGGCACCGUGUGGCUGCCAGGAAGAACCAGGAAAGGGCCCCCCCGGAUGCCCCAGCCGCCCCAGAGCAGGGGGAGGUGCUGUACACCCACGUCGUGGUCACCAAGAGGGCAGAGGUGUCCCCCCGUGCCACCACCCUCCAGCAUCCCCAGGUGACCUACGCAGAGCUGCAGGGACUCCAGGGGCGACCGCGGGAACACAGUGACAUCUACGGGAAUGUGCUGUGACACUGGGGGGAACUGGGGGCACUGGGGGUCCCCACCCAUGGGCACCCACUCGUGUCUGUGCUGCCACUAAAAACUGCCCCAAUCCCUCCCCGUGGGGGCACAAAGAUGCCAAAGGGCUGAGAGAAGAACAAUU
Molecule: messenger RNA, 967 nt
Organism: Agelaius phoeniceus (red-winged blackbird)
Lineage: Eukaryota; Metazoa; Chordata; Aves; Passeriformes; Icteridae
Source: RefSeq, a predicted model, not a curated record